GACCGCCGCGGCUGGCCGGAGCCUACUCCCUGGUGGCAAUGCUGCCAAACGCGGGAGGCUGUUGCCGCAGCAGCAUCGGGAGCGGGCGAGGCGGGGAUGCAGGAUUCCCCCGCUCUCCGCCAAUCACACGCGCUCCUCAGGCCCGGGCUCUAGCCACUGGCUGCGGCGGGCGCCGGGUCCGGCCCGGCUCCGGGCGGCGGCGUGGGGGGAUGCGGUGACCUUGCGGCCGGGCGGCAGGCGCAGAACGAGCGCCCCGGGGCUGGGCCAUGGGCACGGUGCCGUCCGCGCUGAAGCACUGCCUCAGCUAUCAGCACCUCCUCAAGGAGCAGCUCUGGAUCGGGGAGCCGGCCGCGCCGCCGCCUGCUCUGCAUCCCGAGCAGGAAUUUCAAAUAUCUGGACUUCCUGACUAUGUUAAAAUUGUAGAAGUUGGGCCAAGAGACGGAUUACAAAAUGAAAAGGUUACAGUUCCCACAGAUAUCAAAAUUGAGUUAAUCAACCGACUUUCCAAAGCAGGCUUGUCUGUAAUAGAAGCAACCAGUUUUGUUUCAUCAAAGUGGGUACCUCAGAUGGCAGAUCACACAGAAGUAAUGAGAAGGAUCGAGCGGCAUCCUGGAGUCCAAUAUCCUGUACUCACACCUAAUCUUCAAGGUUUUCAUUCUGCUAUUGCAGCAGGAGCUACAGAGGUAUCAGUAUUUGGUGCAGCAUCUGAAUCUUUCAACAAAAUGAAUAUUAAUUGUUCCAUAGAAGAAAGCAUAGAAAAAUUUGAAGAAGUUAUUAAAUCGGCACAAAAUAUGAAUAUUCCAGUGCGAGGGUAUGUAUCUUGUGCAUUGGGAUGCCCGUAUGAAGGAAACAUCAUACCAGCUAAAGUGGUAGAAGUGUCUAAACAGCUGUAUAGCAUGGGCUGCUAUGAGAUCUCUCUGGGGGACACAAUUGGUGUGGGGACCCCCGGUAGCAUGAAGAGAAUGUUAGAAGCUGUUAUGAAGGAAAUCCCAGUGAGUGCUCUUGCUGUUCACUGCCAUGACACGUAUGGCCAGGCUUUAGCCAAUAUCCUCACAGCCAUACAGAUGGGAGUUGGUGUUGUGGACUCCGCUGUUGCUGGAUUAGGUGGCUGUCCAUAUGCGAAAGGUGCUACUGGAAAUGUAGCCACGGAGGAUGUGCUAUACAUGCUUACUGGAUUAGGGAUAAAUACGGGAGUGAAUCUUUACAAGGUGAUGGAAGCUGGUAACUUCAUCUGCACGGCUUUGAACAAGAAAACAAAUUCUAAAGUUGCACAAGCUUCCUUCAAUGUUUGAACUGUAAAUUAAGAUGUUCUUUCUGCAAUAUACAUUGUCAAAGAGUAUUUACAUAAAAAAAAUCAAUUGCAAAACCUUUUCAAUCAAGAAAAAAAGAAAGCAUGCUAUAGCUGUUCUUUAUGGAAAGAGUGUGCGUUAGAAUAAUACAUUUUGCCAAAUGUUAUUCUGGGGAAAUAAUACAGCAUUGCAAAUAAUAAAUAUAAUGUCUAUCAAUACAAAUUCAUGUACCUGAUACUUUUAAAAGUAAGCAAAUCAGCAACUUACUGUCUAUUUAAAUGGCCUUUUAGCUUGCUUUAGAAAAAAAUCAUUACAGAGUUCCACAAAAAGUGAAUACAUUGGUAAUUCUUAAUCAAGUUGACUUUUGGUACAGUACAAAUAUUUGAAGUAGUUUAUGAGAUCCCAUUGUGCGUGGCCUGGCUAUUGUGUGUUUUAUUUCUCUGAAUCUCCACUUUUCAUUUGCCAAGUCAAUUAUGUUAUGAAUGUGGAGCCUAAUCUAAAUUUACUGUAAGUAGUUUCUAGCAAUAGCACUUUUGUAUUUUUACAAUGGUUAACAUCUGUUUAUGAAUGACUUUAUCUUGUUCCAAGAGUUUGUGAUGAAUAGCAGCCUGCCAUAUCCCCCAAAUCUAGUGCAACUCUCUUAUGUUACAUACAUUAAAUUCACUGUAAUUGC
Molecule: messenger RNA, 1962 nt
Organism: Chelonoidis abingdonii (Abingdon island giant tortoise)
Lineage: Eukaryota; Metazoa; Chordata; Testudines; Testudinidae
Gene: HMGCLL1
Product: 3-hydroxy-3-methylglutaryl-CoA lyase like 1
Biological process (GO): L-leucine catabolic process; ketone body biosynthetic process
Cellular component (GO): endoplasmic reticulum; cytosol
Molecular function (GO): hydroxymethylglutaryl-CoA lyase activity
Source: RefSeq, a predicted model, not a curated record